Anopheles stephensi (Asian malaria mosquito) is the source of this 1723-nucleotide messenger RNA. RefSeq names its product protein maelstrom homolog. The transcript is spliced from 3 exons. Lineage: Eukaryota; Metazoa; Arthropoda; Insecta; Diptera; Culicidae. Gene Ontology annotation, cellular component: P granule; nucleus. Gene Ontology annotation, molecular function: sequence-specific DNA binding. The record is from RefSeq and is a predicted model, not a curated record. Gene Ontology annotation, biological process: regulation of miRNA-mediated gene silencing; negative regulation of DNA-templated transcription; male meiotic nuclear division. Bases 204 to 1616 code for a protein of 470 amino acids.
AUUGAUUUGUUUUAGAAUUUACCGGAUUCAGCUGUUUCGUUCCAAGAAAGAGGGAAUGGAAAAAGUCCCACUCGUAUCGAAUCCAGUGUAAACAGUGAAGUUUUUUUUUCACCAGGCACCCCUUCCCGUUGGGGGCAGCCAGUUCUGCUUGGUUUCUUUCCGGCGAACUUGUAACCUCACACUUUCACCCGUGGCCGUAAACAAUGCCGAAAAGGAACGCCUUUUUUUGGUUUAUGCUUGAGCACAAAAAGCGGCUCGAAGCGAAAGGGUACCGGUUUCGUGGCGUGAAGGAUGUGGUACCGCUUGCCGGGAAAAUUUGGGAGAAAAUGGAUGCAAAGGAACGGGAACGAUAUGCUGCGCGGGAGGUGGAAAAGAAACCGCAUCCGAAACCGGCCCACCGUUCCAGCACCGCCCGGCACCAAAGCCAACCGAUCAAGAAUAAAAACCCGCCCGACGAAUGCAAAGAAGGGGGACCACAGCUGAUGACGGAAAUGCUUACGAAACGUUUGUGGCAAGCUGAGAUGGAUUCGACGAUCGAAACCCUCGACUUUUAUCUCAUUUCGAUCGAGUACUUCUGCCGCACGGAUGACGGUGUUUACAUUCCGGCUGAGCUGGGCUUGGUUAAAUUUAGUCUCGAAAGCGGUGUACAGGAACGCCUACAUCUGCUAAUCAAUCCCGGCAAGCUGCCGUACGGUUGCGCACUGCAGGCCGAGCAGCACGGUGCAGACACCCAUUCGCUUCCGCUACCACCGUACGCACUCGGUGAGACGGAUCUUAACGGCGUGGCGGCAAGAUUGGCUUCCUUCCUGGAACCGGGCGGGGACGCGGACGGCAACCGGCUUCCGAUGCUGUUUACCGCUACGGAUGGUGUGCCCGUGGUGGAAAGUACGCUGCGACGGUUACUCCGCGAACGUAUCGGCAACCGGCCGCUGUAUGUCACCACCGUGCCACAGCUGUUCUAUCGGGUGAAGCUGGCCGUCGAACGGCAUAUGAUGAGUAUGACCCUGUUCCCGUCCCUGGUAGCGGCACAGCAAAUCAUCGACACCGACACGUUCGCCUUCACGUCCGGCAUUAGCUGCGAGUACCACGAAACGCACGACCUGCUGGAACGCUGUGCGCUGGCCCGGUGCAUCCGUUGGGCGUACACCAUCGCGGGAAACUGUUGCAAGGAGCUGGGCGUUGAUCUGCUGCCGGGAAAGCAUAAGCCGCUCGAUACGACCGUGGACACGCUAUCCGACUUGGUGGAUGCUACGGCUGAUGGCGGUACGGGUGAGGCAAAUGUUUCCGUUCCGAUGGACUCGAACCUGGAACGAUCUAACGAUGCGGUGGCGGAUGCAGAAGACGAACCUGGUUGCAGCAGCAGUAAAAGGCAACGGUGUGGCAACAGGCUCGACUAUUGCCAACUGUUGGAACAGCAAGGACAGGGCGAAGGUCCUGUUGGCGAGCCGAAAAAGCCGGAAACGUUCAAUGUGCGAGAAAUGUCGGGCCGGGGUCGCGGCUUGCUGCUGGACGAAUAUCCUCAUCUGGCCGUGAUGGGACGCGGACGUGGACGCGGAUUCGAUCUGCUGGUGCGAGGACGCGGCCAGAUCACACCAGUACGAGGUCGGGGUAGGUGAGCUGUUUUACACCGUGACACGAGAAUAGACAUCUAAGGACUAGCAAAUAUAUAUUCAACCAACCACAAGACUGCGAUAAAUAAAAUAAUCAACUUUAUGUGACGAGG